Molecule: messenger RNA, 2103 nt
Organism: Tachyglossus aculeatus (Australian echidna)
Lineage: Eukaryota; Metazoa; Chordata; Mammalia; Monotremata; Tachyglossidae
Gene: CRPPA
Product: CDP-L-ribitol pyrophosphorylase A
Exons: 10
Biological process (GO): isoprenoid biosynthetic process; protein O-linked glycosylation via mannose
Cellular component (GO): cytosol
Molecular function (GO): D-ribitol-5-phosphate cytidylyltransferase activity
Source: RefSeq, a predicted model, not a curated record
UCGGUGCCCGGGGUGCCCCGGGGUCGGGUGUGCGCGGUGCUGCCCGCGGGCGGGUUUGGGGAGCGGCUGGGGCUGUGCCCCCCGAAGCAGUUCUGGCCGCUCCUCCAACGGCCGCUCAUCAGCUACACCCUGCACGCCCUGCACAGAGUAAGCUGGAUAAAAGAUAUCAUCGUGGCGGUGACGAGCGAAAACAUCGAAGCCAUGAAGUCCAUCGUUGAGAAAUAUCGGCACAAGAGAGUCACUGUAGUUGAAGCCGGAGUGACGCGGCAUCGCUCGAUUUUCAACGGACUGAAAGCUCUUUCGGGCAUUGACCCGAGCUCGCCAAUCCAGAAACCAGAAGUGGUGAUUAUCCACGAUGCCGUGAGGCCAUUCGUUCCCGAAGACGUCCUCCUUAGAGUUGUUACUGCGGCAAAGGAACAAGGGGCGGCAGGAGCAAUCCGACCUCUUGUCUCUACUGUCAUUACUCCCUCUGCAGAUGGUUGUUUAGGUCACUCACUAGAAAGGAGCCAACACCGAGCCAGUGAAAUGCCUCAGGCUUUUUUAUUUGAUGUCAUCUAUCAAGCGUAUCAUCAGUGUAGCGACUACGACCUGGAUUAUGGAACUGAAUGUCUUCACUUGGCCCUAAAAUACUGCAACGUAAAUGCCAAGCUGGUUGAAGGAUCACCUGAUCUCUGGAAGGUGACCUUCAAACGCGAUCUGUAUGCAGCAGAAUCGAUUAUUAAGGAAAGGCUUGCACAACAAAUUUGCAUUGUCUUGGAUACAAAAGGAGAUGCAGAACCAGUGGGUUGUCUUCUUCAGGAAAUGCUGAAAAGUCAAAUGAAAGUUAUCGAGCCUCUGGUGACUCUCUGUCAAGAUGACCACCAUCUUCAGGACAUCUUUGUAGGACAGUGCUACAAUUUCAUUUGCAUAAAUGAUACAAGCUCAGACUUCUUAGAAACCCAGAAGUUUGUCAAAAUGUUGGAAAACACAGAUCUUUCUAUUUUGUAUCCUGUGGUUAUCAUUUCGGUUCAUUUGCAUGAUUCGGAAAGUCUUUCGAUGAGCCGUGCAGUCGAAGAUCUAGUGGGAAUCAGAAAUUUUGCAGAGGAAGUGAAAACUAGAAAUAUUUUCAUAUAUGGCCUUUUGGUCUAUUACUCACAGGGUCAGCUGCAGGAGACAGUGAAACGAGGGGCCGCCAUCAUUGCUGGAUUAAUACAGGACCGAAAUUCCCGGCUGAUCGGACAGCUGUUAGUAGCAUGAUUCCUGCAAGAGAAUUAAAGGAUGUGGAUGUGGGAGGGUGUCUGCUUUUGAGCUAAGCUUGUACUGAUUUUUUUUGUUGGUUUGUUUCUUCCUGAAUAGCCUGCACAGCUAAAAAUCUUUCCUUGAGCUUCUUUUUACUCUAUGGGUUCAGGGUUCGUAGACUGCAGAGGCUAAUCCCUGCUCAUUUCCAUAAAUUUCCAUAAAGAUGGGAAUCAUUUAAAUAAAAAAAAAUGGACCUACACUACUACUGAUCAAUAGUGUGCGUAUAUGGGGGACUUUGACACCCCAAAGGCACAAAAAAUAUCUGUUCACUCAAAUAAAUCAAAAGAUACCAAGCCCCACAGAUAGCUUCUUUGUUUACAAGCUUCUGCUGUCCAUUCUCUAAUCGGUCAGAGAAGCUUAAUCACAUUGGGGAAUUGGUAUAAAGUUCAAAGUUGGACUUUUUCACUUCAGUUCAGGUUCUUGUAAUUAGCAAAUUGGAUUUGUGCCUUUUUCUUCCCCAAAAUGAAGUAAUGCUUUGCACUGAGGGGUUUUUUUUUUUGUGCCUUAAAGGAAGGAUGAGAGAGAAAAGGAAAUGACACUUUUUAAAUUUGAACUUCUAUAGCAUUGCAGGGAGUAAAUAUGGUGUGAGGUGUCUUUUGCCCCCCGAAGGGUGAUGUAGCCCAUUUUUAUAUUCUUCUGUUGCUGGUUUCUUUUCAAAUUUUCAGCUUUUUCUCCAGAUUUGAAAGGUCACAUUAUCUUCUGAAAUUAUUAAUGUUUCUCUGGGGUUUACUGAAUUCCCUUAAUAGGAGGAAGCUUUACCUUGACAUUGUUUUUCCAAAAGCAUUCAUAAAAGCAAGGUUUACAUUAAAAAUCUCAAAACCCAAA